AUGUGGACAUGGAUCUCGCCGGAUGGCAAAACAAAAAACCAAAUUGAUUUUAUAAUGUCCAACAGAAAAAACUACUUCUCUAACUUUACCGUAAUCAAGAAAUUGAACUUCAACACUAACCAUAAACUAAUAAGAGCAGAACUAAUAUCAAAUCAACCAAAGAAACCUAGACCAAGGCAUGACUUAGGAAACGUUAAGCUUGGAAAACAUCAGUUAGAACAAAUAAUAAUCGCUCUAAAAGACAAAUUUACAGAUUACGAAUCUAACACAAAAGAAUUAGGAACACAAGAAAGAUACAAUUGGAUAGAAAAUACUAUAAAAACCCAAAUACAACUAAUUGCAAAUAACAAAACUGAACCAAAAAAAUGGCUAACAACAAAUACCACAAAACUACUAGAAGCGAGAAACCACUUAAUUAACACUAAAGAUAUACAGGACAGAAGAAAACAUUUAACGGAAAUAAGUAAACAAAUUACAGAUAGCAUAAGAAAGGACAGGAAACAAAAUAGAAUGGAAAUCAUAGAAAAAAUUAUAAGCGAAACGGGUGGAGUCAAAAAGGCGUACAGAGAGUUGAGGAAUUCAAAGGAUUGGAUUGUUAAAAUGAAAAAUCACAGGGGAAAAUGGAAUCAUCGAAGAAUAGAAAUAAUAGAUAUAGCAACUUCUUAUUACAAGAGACUGUACGAAAGUAACACAACAGAAGACGAAAUUGAUUUGGCGGAUACCUCAAACAUCCCUACCAUACUUCAAGCUGAAGUCGAGAAAGCCAUAGACACUCAAAAGGCAGAUAAAACACCAGGUCCUGACGGCAUAAGCAAUGAAAUCUUAAGACAAGGAAAGGAAGUGUUAACACCUGUUCUUACAGAUAUGUUUAACAACAUCAUAAGCACUGAAAUAAUCCCCCAGCAAUGGACUGAAUCAAACAUUAUCCUGUUGUAUAAGAAAGGAGAUAAACACGAAAUAGGAAACUAUCGCCCCAUCAGCCUUAUGUCAAACAUUUACAAAAUCUUCGCAAAGAUCAUUCUAAAACGUAUUGAAAGAACGCUAGACGAGCACCAACCCAUCGAGCAGGCGGGAUUUCGUAAGGAUUAUUCGGUAACAGACCACGUCCAUGUAGUUCGUCAAGUUAUUGAGAAAUACAGCGAAUACCAGCUGACAUAUUACAUUUCCUUUAUCGACUACAGCAAAGCAUUCGAUUCUCUUCUACAUAAAAACAUAUGGGAAGCAUUAGUUGAACAAGGGAUUGAACUUAAAUACAUUAGAUUAAUAAAAAACGUGUACAGGAAUAGUACAGCCAGAAUCCAGUUAGAAAAGAAAAGUCAGCCAUUCAAAGUAGGAAAAGGAGUCAGACAGGGAGAUCCCUUAUCUCCAAAAUUAUUCUCGGCGGUACUGGAGUCAAUUUUUAGAAAACUCAAUUGGGAAAAUCUUGGGAUCAAUAUAGACGGCACUUCACUGACGCACCUAAGAUUCGCUGAUGACAUAGUGUUAUUCGCCAAAACACCUGAAGCCAUCACUAAAAUGAUAGAAGAUCUAGCAACAGAAAGUGAGAGAGUAGGACUAAAAUUAACCCAGAAAAGACUAGAA
Messenger RNA from Brenthis ino (lesser marbled fritillary), 1581 nucleotides. The record is from the annotation of a GenBank genome assembly. NCBI's taxonomy places the organism in Eukaryota, Metazoa, Arthropoda, Insecta, Lepidoptera, Nymphalidae.